Messenger RNA from Trypanosoma rangeli, 393 nucleotides. RefSeq lists its product as uncharacterized. Lineage: Eukaryota; Euglenozoa; Kinetoplastea; Trypanosomatida; Trypanosomatidae. The transcript has a single exon. The coding region runs from base 1 to 393 and encodes 130 amino acids. The record is from RefSeq and is a predicted model, not a curated record.
AUGCGGCGUGUCACUGGAGAGGCCAGUGAAGCGAAGGACCUGGACGCCCGCUGGCUGCUGUACCGCUCCCCAGCAAGCCCCAACCCAACGAAGGCUGUAGGCGGCUUUCUGCGUCUGGGCCGCUUUCGACCGUGGCACAUCAAACACGACGGCUACUCCUACUUGCACUGCAUUGCGAUGCGGAACGGUGGUGCGGACGGCUUCACCGUGGAGGCAGAGAGGGGCGCAUCGGCCGCCCUGUUAUCAGCGAAGCAGGCAGCCGGGAAGAAAAAGAAUGGCGCCUCCCCGACUGCGCCGCUGCCAAGGGCGGAUGCUGCAUCCCAAAAGACAGGCAGCGGUGCCGUGACAAACAAUCCCACCGAGGUGGUCUCGGAUCCAGGGUCGGGAAAAUAG